GGUUAAAACUUGAGAAAACAUUUUCUUUAGUUUUCUUCCUGGAUUAAAAGCAAUCUACAUCUAUCGUCAUGGACAGUAAAGUGGUGUUGUUUUGUCUUCUCGCAAAAUUAAAUCUGAUCGGGAUUUUUGCAUAUGAUAACGUUGCAUUACGUAAGUUGACAUGGCAGCAGUUUCCUUAUACAGACCGUCCAUUAAAUAACAUUACGAUGGCAGAAAAAGCUGUUGAUGGGCUGUAUUCUGACCGUAGUGCCUUUGGAGGACAAUGUACGAUAUCGGCAAACAAAAGGUUCACUGCAACCUGGCGGGUGGAUCUAGGAGGAGUACUCAGUAUACACCAUAUAAGGAUAUACUAUAGAACAGACAAUAAUCCCUGGGACAUAAGUAAUGGAUACACGUCACGGUUUCUUGGUUUCUCGGUUUACAUCUCGAACACAUCAAACAAAUAUGAUGGCUAUCUAUGUUUUAAAGAUACAAACUACACUAGAUACACGAUACCUGACAAUGUAACCAAAGAAUGUGUAAAACACGGACGCUACAUCAUCUACUACAAUAAGAGACCCCGUCUAGCUGUCAACCGAGAGGGAUAUUCCAGAUACGCAUACAGUGAAUUAUGUGAACUUGAAGUUUAUGGAUGCUCUACUCGAGGAUUUUAUGGAGAAGAUUGUGACUUACCGUGUCCAGAGAAUUGUCAGGAGAGACGUUGUGACAUCGUUAAUGGGACUUGUUUAGAAUGUCGACCCGGAUACAAAGGAAAACAAUGUGAAGAACAAUGCGACAACUAUAAAUACGGCUUGGAGUGCAGUAAAAGCUGUGGUAAUUGUAGCAAUGGAGAACCAUGUUAUCACGUGAACGGAAGUUGUACGAACGGAUGUGACGCUGGAGUUCAAGGAUAUAGAUGUGACGAAAAAUGCCCUGAGGGACGUUAUGGUAAAAACUGCCAGGAUGCGUGUAGCAUCAACUGUGGAGUUCCUAGUAGAUGUGACAGAGUAACAGGGGAAUGUCAUGGUGGAUGUCAGGCGGGGUGGAAAGACAUAGGGUGUUACAAGAAAUGCCCCGAGGGCACUUAUAGUUUCAACUGCCAGUACACUUGUAGCAUCAACUGCGGAGUCCCUGGUAGAUGUGACAGAGUGACAGGGGAAUGUCAAGGCGGAUGUCAGGAGGGAUGGAAAGGCACAAGAUGUGAUAGAAAAUGUGAUGAUGAUAAAUUCGGACUACAAUGUGCUCAGUCAUGCGGGGUCUGUCUUAAUAAAGAACAAUGUCAUCACAUAAACGGGACAUGCUUGAAUGGAUGUGACAAAGGCUAUCAAGGCAUCAAUUGUAAUGAAGAAUGUCCCUGGGGUUUUCAUGGUUAUAGUUGCAACAAAACGUGCAGCAACGAUUGUUUUAAUAGAAGUUGUAACGCAGUAACUGGAGCGUGUCCGGUGGAAACAAAGACUUUUCCUAUCAUUGGAGGGACAGCAGCAAUCACCGUUGUUAGCCUGGCGGUUGUCAUACUAUGUUUUAUCUUCAGAAGAAAAUUAAUCAGGAAAUAUACAAGAGGGACAGCAAAAUACCAGAAUAAUUCAGAAAAGAAAGCUGAGAAAUUGUCUUCCGAAAAUACAACACCUAAUAAGGAUAUAUAUGGUGAGAAAGGAACGUAUCAAGAACUUGGACCCAGGACAGAGGGGUCUGAUAAUGGUGGAUAUCAGAAAUUGGGACAUAGGGUAGAGGGGUCUGAUAAUGGUGAAUAUCAGGAAUUGGGACCCAGGACAGGAGUAUCUGAUAAUGGUGAUUAUCAGGAACUUGAACCAGGGAUGGAGAGCUAUGAUAAAACCAAAGACAACACAGAAUACCAGGAACUGGGUCAAAUAAGUGAACACUUUUAUUAUGAAAAAUUACAUUAGCUUGGAUUUUGGAAGUUUAUUUUUCUUUAAACAUCAACGAUUUCAAGCGUAGUGUUCGAGCAUUAUGGAAAGAAGUUGUACAUAAAGAAGAUGAAUGUCUUAUUAAGGAAAACUAUUGUAAAAUACUACUUUAUGCAUUGCUUUCUAAUGGGAAAGAAGAACUCGAAAAAAUAUUUGAAUGCCAUGGUGGUUUUUAAAUCUCAUGUUAAGGGUACAGAGUCAUGAAAAAUGCUUGUCUAAACCAAACUCUACCAUUACCUACUUAAUCUUCUUGAGUCAAGGUUUAUCAAAUGAAAAAAAAAAGCUUCAAUAUUAUCCAAUUUAAGGUUCAUAAACCUUCUGCUCACUCCAUAUAAAAUGUUGCUUGAACCUCAAAGAUUUUCCAAUAGAAAUAUAUUUUAUAAGUAAAAUGCAAAUAAUGGUAGCUUCCGGGGCAAAAUUAGACAAAAAAGACACUUAAACUUGACAAGACAAAUCUAUGAAGGACUAAUAGACAUAUGUCAUUAAGAGUUAUCUCUCUUAUCAGAGUAUCGAUGAACCUUACGACAUUCCUCAAUUUGAUGUUAUUUUUUAUCUUUCGAAUAAACAGGGUUUAAUAUCUAUGUUACAUAUCGUGUAUCGGAGCAUAGGUUCGUGGUGCACACGAUUGAAUUAUAUGUUUUAAACUGUUUAGAUAGCAUGACAAUUCGCUUAAUCUUUGCUACUUUAACUAAAAAGUAGAUACGUUGCCUCUUUGAUAGACAAAUAUCAGAUUAAAGGCAGGUAUCUGGGCAUCUUUCAAAUGAUUUAAAUUGACAUUUUAAAUAUAGAACUUUUAUGAAAGAAUUGACCUUAUUUUUCAGGAUUUGAACUUUUUUAUAGAGUUAUGUAAGAUUAAAGGCUGAUAUCUGUAGUUCUAUUCACAUGAUUUAAAUUGAUAUCUACAAUACAUUUUUAUACAAGAAUAUGGUCUUAUCUCAAGAAUUCGGACUUUGUAAAUAAAAAGCAAAUUUAACAAGUUAUCAUUUUGCAUUAUAUAGGUUUUUUUAAUUGAUAAUGUUUGCAUUUAUUAUUAUAUAGAUAUUACAUGUAGUUGAGUGUAAAUUUUGAAAAUUUUCACCCCAGAAAAAACAUUGUCAACGAGGCGCAGCCGAGGUUGACAAUGGUUUUCCCGGGGUGUGGCUUUAUUAUUCAGCGGGUACAUGUAAUAAUGAUUUUAAAAAGAUGUUUCUCGGCCAUUCAGAUUCAACUAAUUUACAUAAAAGAAUAAUAUUGAAUAUGAAUCAUCUGUUGAAAACAUCAUUUUAGUGUACAAACGGUGCUGAUUUGAAUAUGGAAAUUUAAAUUAUCAUAUUUACCAUAUUUGCCAUGAAUUGAUAUACAAUGUAUUUAAAAUGUCGCGGAUGUGAUUUGCAUGUCACCUCUAACAUGGAUGUGACAUGCAUAUCACACCUUGUGGCCAAUUUUGUUUUAAUGUGCCAUCUUUUUGCUAACUUUUUCAUAUGAUGUUUUGAUUGUCUUGUCUUACAGAUACUUUUUCUAGUCAGUUUUAGGGGAUCACACAUUAUCAUAUUUACGUAACUUCUAAUCAAAGCUUGUGAAUCUGAUCCACUUCUUAUUUGUUAAAUUGUUCAUAUUUACACUCUCAUUUUAAUAAAUGACAUUAUUCAUUAUUCAUCUCUAUGAAAGUGUUUCAUUUAACUUACACAAAAUUAGCAAAAACAAGUUGCGGUGAGCUUGCAAAUAAGCAUAAGAAUACACAGAACAACAAUUUUUGGAAUAAUAUAUGUAUAUCGAUAACUUAGUUGGAGGUUUCUGGUAGGAUUGAUUUUGGUAGAUUGUGAAAAUUCUUAGAUCCACGCCUUGGUUGAUGGUUUACAUAUGAUAGGUGUAAGGUCACGUGGUCAGCUCAGCGAGUUGUAAUGUGAUAACCCGCAUGCUGACCACGCUAACAGCAGGCACGUCUAUUUUGAAGACCCUCCUCCACCCCUGCAUCCCUUGAAAUGGGUAUUAAUGUGUCAAGUUAAUUCAUAUAUUUGAUUGGUUCUGAUUUAAUUUGUUUAUAUAUAUUUUUCAUGUACAUGUAUUUUGUUUCACUACUAUCCUUGGCCUAUUAUGUUUUGAUGUGCCAUCUUUUUGCUAACUUUUUCAUAUGAUUGUCUUGUCUUUCUAGUCGGUUUUGGGGGAUCAGACAUUAUCAUAUUUAACGUAACUUCUAAUCAUAGCUUGUGAAUCUGAUCCCCUUCUUGUUUGUUAAAUUGUUCACAUUUAUACCGUCAUUUUAAUAAAUGACA
Molecule: messenger RNA, 4156 nt
Organism: Saccostrea cuccullata (small rock oyster)
Lineage: Eukaryota; Metazoa; Mollusca; Bivalvia; Ostreida; Ostreidae
Product: cell death abnormality protein 1-like
Exons: 11
Coding region: 69-1883 (604 amino acids)
Molecular function (GO): scavenger receptor activity
Source: RefSeq, a predicted model, not a curated record